Molecule: messenger RNA, 2808 nt
Organism: Brassica napus (rape)
Lineage: Eukaryota; Viridiplantae; Streptophyta; Magnoliopsida; Brassicales; Brassicaceae
Product: palmitoyl-protein thioesterase 1-like
Exons: 8
Coding region: 335-1231 (298 amino acids)
Cellular component (GO): intracellular membrane-bounded organelle
Molecular function (GO): thiolester hydrolase activity
Source: RefSeq, a predicted model, not a curated record
CUCCUUUACCCUCCCUUCUUUUACUUAUAUUUCUCUGUGAUCUUAGUUAGUGUGCAGAACGACAUCUUUGCGAAAGGAACUCCAGCACAAAAUAUUUAGUUUCCCCAUAUAACCAUUUUUUGGUUCCCAUUUAAUUAAUAAAACGUUGAAAGUUACUCCAAUAUGGUAAUAUUCUCAUUUGACUUUGACUCUUAAAUAAGGUAGAAAACGAUAACAACAAAAGCCUUUUUGACGAACUAUCUCAUAUAUGUAUUCAUCAAUAAUCUCAUAUAUUGUGUAAAGUGAGAGAGACCAAAAUAAAAUAAAACAUCAAAUUAGAUAGAUCUCAAUCAUUAUGGCCAAAACUCUCCAGCGACCUUUUCUCCUUCUAACGGUGGCCACUGUGCUAUUCUCAACCGCUCCGUUUUCAAACGCUAUUCCAUUUAUAGUGUUUCACGGAAUUGGAGAUCAAUGCUCCGGUGGAGUUAGUAACUUCACGCAACUCCUAAGCAGCGUCUCCGGCUCUCCUGGCUCUUGCUUAGAGAUAGGAAACGGAGAGGAAGACUCAUGGUUCAUGCCACUAGUGCUACAAGCAAGUGAAGCGUGUAAGAAAGUUAAACUGAUGAAAGAGCUGAGUCAAGGUUACAACAUUGUUGCAGAGUCUCAAGGAAACAUGGUGGCUAGAGGCCUUAUCGAGUUCUGCCACGAUGCUCCUCCUGUCAUCAACUAUGUCUCCUUAGGAGGACCUCAUGCUGGCAUCGCUAGAGUCCCCAACUGUCCAUCUGGUCUAAAAUGUGAUAUAGCAGAAGCUAUCUUGAAGUUGGAGAUCUAUAACGACUUCGUUCAAGAUCAUAUUGCUCCUAGUGGUUAUAUCAAGAUCCCUGGUGAAAUGACCAAGUAUUUGGAACAUUCCCAGUAUCUACCAAAGCUUAACAAUGAGAGACCUGACGACAGAAACUCCAUUUUCAAAGACCGUUUCGCGAGCUUACAUAACUUGGUUCUUGUCAUGUUCCAGGACGACACAGUACUGAUCCCCAAAGAAACUUCUUGGUUUGGAUAUUAUACAGAUGAAGGGUUUGGUACCCUUUUGUCAACUCAAGAGACAAAACUAUACACAGAAGACUGGAUCGGUCUGAAAGCAUUGGAUGACGCGGGAAAAGUAAAGUAUGUGAGUGUCUCCGGGGAGCACCUUAUGAUAUCGUUUCAGGACGUUGUGAAAUACGUUGCGCCUUACUUGAUGCAGAUAAGUUAGUAAUUUCUGUAAUGCGACUCUUCUUGUCAUUUUAUGAAGUUUCAAAUAGGUUUGUUUUUUUUUAUACAUUGUUUAAGAAAAAUUUAGCUCAUAAAAUAAUAUUUUUAAUUAGUGUCUCUCUGCAUCCUGCGCAAGCAUAUAAAUAUUUCUUAAUACCUGCUUUGUCAAUUCAAAAACCAUCAGGAAUUGUUGUUGUUCAUGCGUUCUAAAUAAUCAAUAAUAAAUUGAAACCAAAAUUUUAAUACAUAACAAUAUCUUUAAUCAAAAUACACAGGGUCAAAGAUCUAUUUUUUCACUAAAAAAGACAUUCAUUUGAAAAAUUAUUCCACGUCAGAAAAAGUUUGGAAUAAGUGGAAUGCUAGUUCUAUUCCAUAAAAUUCCAGAAAUUAUUGUCUCUAUUGUUCCGCAUAUUCAUUUUGCAAGUUACCAGUUACAGUCCCAGUAUCUUCUAGACCAUGUCUGAGAUAUGUAGUUCCUGAAAAAAAACAAUAUUUCUAGUAGAUUGUUUGCUGUUUAGGGUGGUCGACGUCACACAUAUGGAAGCCACUGGCCUCGAGCCAGAGAUCAGUCCAGACAUUUGCGACAGUUUCACAUUUUCGUUCUAAUUACGAAAUUAUGCAGAAUUUUUACUUAUAUAUUUUUAGAACUAAAAACAGUAGAUUUGCUAUUGUAGUUAUGAUGAUGAGUCUCAGUUUCUAUGGUUUGACAAACCUUUCUUAAGCAUAUAUGGUUGUGUUUGAUUUGGCAAGUUAAAAAAUAAUAAAACAACGCAAAGAAAUAAAGUUUACUCUGCCAUUAGACUUGAUUACAAAGCAUCAUACUACCCGAUUCACUACCAAUACUUCUCAAAAUCGAACCUCUCUCAAAAUCGAAACCCUUUAUCAAUACCUUGGAUAUUUACUAAUAACUUUGUUCCUACUAAGUUUGAUAUAUCAGACAAGAACAUGUCUCUUCAGGCUAAGCACAUAAACCGAGAUGUUAUGUUUCUGCAAGGUCUUGGUUCUCUUCCGAAAUGGCCUGUUUCCGCUCAUUCUGAACACGUCUUCUUCAAUCUCGUCUCGAGAAAGAGCGACCCUGAGACUGUGACUCUCAUUCGCAAUUCUCCUCGGCUCCAUCGCUCCGACUUGUUUCUGGUUCUUCACAUUCGAAGCUCCUCCGCCGGGAACACACCGUUUCCCUUCCUUCCUCGGCCGCAGAUUCCAAGUCCUCUUUUCCUCUCUCCGCGGUGGGUAGCAUCGGGUUUCAGGUGAUCGUGCUCGGAUGACGGCGCGAAUUUAUUAAUUUUUUGUAAUUUAAUAAUUGAAUUUUUACUUAGUAAUACUAAUUUUGUUUUGAAAAGUGUAAAUAUUUGAUAUUUCAAAUAAAAGAAGACGAUUUUUUUUGCAAUCCAAAUUAUAAAAAAAAAGAUGGUUUGAUGGAUACAUACAACAAUUGAGUAAAAUUAUUACAAAGACAACAACUCAAUCAGAUUCAAACUCAACAAAAGUUUAUGCUAAUAACAAAAGAAAAUUUUUAACUCAAGAACGCAAGCACAAACGGAGCUUUGUGAUAUUGAUUUUGAUAAGGCUUUAUUGAAG